CAUGCUUGCUGUAUACACGCCAAUUCGAUUUUGUUUUUCGAAUUUCAAACGGUAUUCGAUUUCGAUUUGAUUGGAAUAUCAAUCUGCUAAUUGUGAAUCGAUCGAUUGUGAAAGGGAAUGCGAUCCAUUACUUGGAAUGUAUUCAAAACGUUUCGUACCCAAAUUAAACGUACGACUGGAUUCGUUCAUUCAGUCAUUUUUGGCCGUCGUAAUCUUUUGCUCACCAAUGCACUGAUUUCGGCAUCUAUGGGUGCCAUAGGUGAUUCUAUACAACAGAAUUUCGAUAUUCUAAUGGACAAUGUUCACAAAAAGAAUGAUGAUUCAAAUGAAUCGAAAAAAUCUACCAACUAUUCGACUAUUCGAACCGUUCACAUGACUACGGCUGGUUUGAGUACCGGUGUUCUUACUCAUUAUUGGUAUUUAUUGUUGGAACGUUUUUAUGGUACAGUAAAUCGUCGUCAUCCUGUUACAUUAAUCAAAUUGGUUUUGUUGGAUCAAAUCCUAUUCAGUCCGGUCAAUUUAUUCGUCUAUUUCGGUACACUAUCGCUAUGCGAACGUUCUGGUUGGCAUCAUUUCAAACAGGAAUUGCUGGAAAAGGGAAUGGAAAAUAUUUAUAUUGCCGAAUGGAUUAUUUGGCCACCAGCUCAAUUGAUCAAUUUUGCCUUGUUACCACUACGUUAUCGUAUAUUAUUCGACAAUAUUAUUUCAUUAGGUUUUGACAUCUAUGCACCAUAUGUCAAAUACAAGAAACCAUUACGCGAACAACACGAUUCUUCUUGAACCGGAUUGCUGUAUUCUUCAUAGACCAUUUCUCAUCUAAAUAAAUUUGAUGUGAUACUUGAGUAUUGGCCAUUAUGGUCCUGUUAAAAGCUU
Dermatophagoides pteronyssinus (European house dust mite) is the source of this 873-nucleotide messenger RNA. RefSeq names its product mpv17-like protein 2. Gene Ontology annotation, cellular component: membrane; cytoplasm; mitochondrion. Lineage: Eukaryota; Metazoa; Arthropoda; Arachnida; Sarcoptiformes; Pyroglyphidae. Gene Ontology annotation, biological process: mitochondrial ribosome assembly. The record is from RefSeq and is a predicted model, not a curated record.